Messenger RNA from Lymnaea stagnalis (great pond snail), 13526 nucleotides. The record is from the annotation of a GenBank genome assembly. Lineage: Eukaryota; Metazoa; Mollusca; Gastropoda; Lymnaeidae.
CUUUAGCAACAAAAUGGCGACCAACGUUCAACCAGACUAUGACAAGCCGGGAGAUGAAGGAGAAGAACGCGUAAAAAUUAUAUGUCUCGGUGACAGCGCUGUAGGAAAAUCAAAGUAUGUAUCAUAAUAAACACAUUUUUUUUUUCAUUUUUGUUUUACAUAAAAUACACUCAAUGUUUCAAUGGGCUUUUUCUGGUACUUACCAAUUAUCGAGUAGUGUUAUUUUAACUUGACUUAAAACUUAAAACUUACUAAGUAAUAGUUAACGUACCAUAACACAUGCUGAAACUUGCACCUUACUUAUCAUGCAUUAGUUAAUUAAAUUUGAAAUAUAUUCAGAUACCAAUAACAUUAGUAAUAUAUGUCAAAUAAUAUAUAUCCAUUGCAUUUUAUUUUUAUAAACAAUAUUAUUCAAUAGGCCUAUAUUAUAUUAUAUGAUAUAAUUUAUUAUAAGUUGAAUUUUUAAAAGAAAUCCAACAAUUUUUAAAAGUCAAUAAAAUUCACUAUUUCAUUAGUGUUAAAAUUUGAAGGCUAAUUACCAAUUUAGUAAAAUAGGAUUUUACCUAAAAUUAUUAAAUUAAACAUUCAUAAUUCAUAUUGACAUACAAAUUAUGUAUUCUAUUGCCUAAUGUCUAUUAUAGUCAUAGUGAUUUAAAAUAAAUAUCCAAAUGCUGUUUUUUUUUUACAUAAACAAUAACCAUUUCUUCUUCUAUAUCUUAAGGGCCCACGAUCAAUUUAUUGAUCAUUUUGGCUCCUAUUUACACAUUGUACUAGAGCUAAAAAAUAGAGCUCCAGCCAUCUUUUUUUAUUUAUGGUAACAUUUUUUAUCUGCAUGGAGAAAUCUUCUGUCAUGUAGUCUUCUUGCAGAAAAAAUCAAUAUGAUGUUGACAGCAAAUUAAACAAAAUCCCAUUUAUUUACUUCAAAAUUCUUCCUUAAAAUUCAUUUUAAAUAUUGAAUAUUACUCUUAAUCACUUGAUAUAACAGAGUCAAUGAAGGCAUCUCUCCCUGAGAGGAGAAAGCAGGAUACAGAUGUAUGCAGUUUCAAAGAUUCUUGAAUUUCAAGGAUUCUUGAAUUUCAAAGAUUCUUGAAUUUCAAAGACAGGAAAUGUGCCUUGCCUAGGGCAAGACAUGCUAUCAGUGUAAUAGAAAAGAUAAUUUUAAGACAUGAGGCAAGGGGGUAAACUCAAUGAAGGAUAAGAUCAGAUGUGACAUUGGUGAUCAAGAAAGCAUUGUGGGAGUGUCUAACAUUUCAAAUAAGACCAAGGGUGCUUGGUAGCAGAUUGUUCAGUGGUCUAAACUGAGUCAAUCCUUAGCUGAUCAAAUGAAGUUUAAUCCCCAGCAAAAGUAAAGAAAAUCACCAACACCCUGGGUGGAUGGGACUCGUUAACCUUGGAUGGCAACGCAUCUAAAUUUCUGAACUCAAACCUGGAGAUUGAGUCCCAUAGGUGGUACGACACUAUGAAAAUUCCGAAAACUCCUGCAACAUAGAACCAUAAAGAGCACACACAAGAAAACUUAUGCAUCCUGGUUUUUUUCCAGUCUUCUUGACUUAGUCUUGCCAUGGGAUCAAAUGGGCAAGAACGAGAGAUCAAGGCAGACGAAUGGAGCAACUCUCCUUCACUUUAAACAAAAUACAGCUCAAGUCAAGGCUACUACUCAAGCAUUAGUCAUCUUGGCUUGCGAAGGACAAACAAUAAUAGUAAUAAUAUAAGUACCAAUAUGAUAGUUCAUUUUCAAAUCGAUGUAAACACAAUAUGUGAGAGAUUUUUUAAAGGAGAACAAAUAUUCCCAAGCCAAGAAACACUAGUUAACUGAGUGAAGCAAAAAUGAAGCCCCUUGAACAAGCCAUAUUAAACUUAAAAACAAAAAGAAAUGGAGAGGGAAAAAUAAAAUAUCUUUAAAUUUGUGAAGAAUGGCCUACAUUGUCCCCUCUGUCUACAGGCUAGCCAGUCAUUAUGGUGAUCUCUAUAAAUCAGGAUCAGCUUGUAUCCAAGGUGGAAAACAUAAAUUAUGUGCUAGGAGAUCUUGGAGAAUCACAUCUAAAACAGACCCAGCAGUUAAACCUACUGCAGAAGAGUGCCAUUACCUUUAAAGACACAAGUAAUGAAAUAUAUUGAUAAAUUAAUAGGAAGGGAAAUACCAUUUAACUGUGGAUGAACCAUCUAACUGGGGAAAAUCAGAUGGCUGUGGUAGAAAAAGCUGAUGGAAAAAUUUUAAAUUGAAUAGAUCCUCAUCCUUUGAAUUCAGUUCUCAAGAGUGAGCAAUUUAAAUUGCCCACUUUUGAAUAAAUUUUACCUGAGUUUGUUCAUGGAAAAAUAUGACCAAAACUCCUACUUGCGUGUAAAAUCAGUUAACGAAUCUAACAAAUUGACAAAUAUGAUCACACCAUGUGGGUGGUCUAGAUAGACUAGGUUACAAUUUGAGCUAAACAUAAGCAGUGAUAUAUUUCAGAAAAAACUAAUCCAGGCUUACAAGGAUGUGUGAAUAUUGCAGGUGAUAUCAUGAUGGCUGAUAGUAAAGAGACAAUAGAAGAAUCUGAGAUGGAACAUAAAAAAAAAAAAAUACAAUGUAAAGAGAACAAUUAUUUAAUUCUCAAUGAGGAAAAAGCUAAAAUUGAACCGGUUGAGAUAAUAUUUAUGGAUGAAAUCAUUAGUAAAAGGUAAGGUACCUCAGUGUUACCAUUCAAAGAGAGGUCCGCUGGGAUGAGCCUGUAAACAAUGUGUGUAACCAGGCAAACAAGACACUUGGGUUCUUUAGGCGAAAUCUAAAGAUUGGCAACUCCAGUGUGAAGAAAGAGUCUAUAAAGCUUUUGUGCUGCCGCUUUUAGAUUACGCAUCUUCAGUCUGGGACCCAUUUACCCAGAAGAGCAUCAACAGUUUGUAGGCGAUUCAGUGACAGGCAGCAUGCUUUGUCCUGAACCACUAUAGAGUCUAUAAAGCUUUUGUGCUGCCGCUUUUAGAUUACGCAUCUUCAGUCUGGGACCCAUUUACCCAGAAGAGCAUCAACAGUUUGUAGAUGAUUCAGUGACAGGCAGCAUGCUUUGUCCUGAACCACUACAGGAAUACCUCUAGUGUUGGCAGCAUGCUAGAAAAACUGGCCUGGUCACCUUUGGAGGAACGAUGACGACUAUCCAGGGUCUCCAUGAUGAACAAGAUAAAUAAUGGACUGGUCCACUGCUCUAGCAUUAAACAGAAACUCAUCUCUCUCCCCCAUAGGCAGCAACGAGGCCAUGAAAGUGACAGGCAGUUCCGGCUCAUACCAGCAAGAAGCCAGUACAGGAACUGCUCAUUCCUGCCAAAGACAGUCAGGGACUGGAACACACUUCCAAAAGGAACAGUGGAGGCAAAAACAUUUGAAACAUUUGCGUCUUUUGCCUCAGGCCUUCCAAAUCCCAGUUCAUGAUACCUUCACCGAGUGGCCCUUGCAACCAGUGAAAUAUCCUCUUCAACACCAGGCACAGAAACAUUGCAAAUACCCUCUACAUGCAUAGGAGCCAGAAUGCCCUUAAAAUAUAGAAGAAGAAGAAAGGUUUAUUGAAUUUGAAACUAAGAAAAUAUAUCGUCUCACCAUGGCUUGUAUAAAUAUAUGAGGAUUAAUUUAUUUAAAUAUACAAUCUAUUUUAACAGUAAAAUCUAUGCACCACAUAAAUGUAAUUUAUUAUUUAAUUUAUUGUUGCAUAUUGUAACAUGAAGCACCUUCGUCACAUUAAAAUUUAGUUUUUGCAAAUUAUUAUAUUAAUUUGUUAAAACUUUUAUGGAAAUAGUACAUCCUUAAAUCCCUUUUAAAAAAUAGUUCAAAUGAACAGCUACAUUUUUCAUAGUUGCUGGUUUAUUACUUUGUGUACACUUAUGAUUCAUGACAUAUUUUAUCAGAUACAUAGCUGUUUUUGAAAUGUUCUCAAACUAAAUUUUUCAUUUCAGGCUUGUUGAAAGGUUUCUCAUGGAUGGAUAGUAUCCUUUCAUAUAUAUAAUAACAUAUUUUUGUUAUUUAUUAAAAUAAUAUUUAAAUUAUUGUAACAUAGCUUCCAUAUAAACAAAAUUAAGAAAUUAAAUCCAUUACAAAAUUAUUAAUUUCAAAAGAAUAAAUUUACUAAUCUAUUAUUACUUCAACCAACAGUUCCACUGCAAAUUUUUUAAUUCACUAAUAUAUUAUUUCAGUGGUUCCCAAACUUUUAAGUUUGGCGGACCGGUGAACAAGUUUUGAAAUUUUACCAAGGACGGGUGCAUGAUUUAUUUUUAAACUUUUAUUUCUAUUUGACAAUAAAUAUUUAUGUUAUGGGGACCGGCAGCGUUAGGCAUGCGGACCGGUGAAGGUCCAAGGACGGCCAUUUGGGGACCACUGUAUUAUUUGAUUUGAUUUUGAGGUUAUUGACUGGCUUAACUUAUUAAGUAAACCACAACAGUUGUCAACAUUCGCACUAACACUAUUCAACUACAAAUCACAGAUUGAUGGCAAAACAGUCUCAGUUGGUGAGGAAUCUAGUUUGAAAAGAUUUUAAAUUUUGAUAGGGCUACUGUUAUGUUUGUAUGAAUAGAGCUCAUACAAACAUAUCAUGAAAUCAUAUGAUAUUUCAAAUAAUAAUUAACAAGGAUUAGCUAAAUUUUCCAUUACUUACUAUUAAAAUGAAUAUCAUAUAUAAUUAAUAGUUUUGAUCAAUUUUAGCACAUGAUUUUCCAUCAUUUUAAUUUUUGAGGCAAGUUGAAAUAUUAAUUGCAGAUUUCUGGGACACUGCUGGUCAAGAGCGUUUCAACAGCAUGCAUCCAUCAUAUUACCAUCAAGCAAAUGCAUGUAUUCUAGUAAGCGCAAAUAUUAAUAGUUAUACAUUGUUGAGAAAAGGUCUAGCAUGUGUUAGCUUUCUUAUUGAAUAGCUAUAACUAUGUUUAGAAAUAAUCUCAUAGAGCUAACAUCAUUGACAAGCAUUUAGAUCUUAACAAAUUAAAUUUAAUAUUAACUUAAGGGCCAAUUAUUUUCUUUGAUGGGACUUCAUUUUACUUAAUACCUUUCAGGUUUUCGACUGCACAAGAAAAAUCACUUACAAAAACUUAUCAGAAUGGCUGAAAGACUUAAAAACCUAUAGGCCAGAGAUACCAUGUUUGUGUGCUGCAAAUAAGAUUGAUGGUAAUUAAAAAAAAAAAUUAUAGUCUUAUUUUAUCUUUUAUAUAACAUUCUAAACCACAGAACCUUAAUUAGUUUAAAAAUCUUCGAGGUAACACAUUUUGUUAUAUUUUAAUAUGCAACUUUUUAAUAAUGAAAAUUACUGUAUAUACUUGUAUAUUAGCUCCCUCAUUCCUAAGCUGAAAGCAUUAGUUUUGGCUUGAAAAAGCCUCAAAUAUUUAGCCGGCAAGAGCAAUACGGUACAGAAGAAAAUAAUUUGUAAAUAAAAUAUCAUUUAAGUAAAACGACUUCAAAAUAAUGAACAUACAGUAUUAUGUAUAACACAAAUAUUCACUGCCUGUGUCUACUAGUAUUAAUCAUACUCAGCAUUUUAAAAAAUAGGGCCUCGGUGAUCUACUAAAACUAUUUCAGGUACUUUGAUAGCCAAUCACGGCAAAAUGAGAACAAAAAGUGUGACCCCAUUUUUCCUCUCUUCCUAUUUUGCAAACAGCUCUAUGUUCACCUCUGUUAUUAACUUUUUACUUCAUUAUUUUCUAUAAUAGAAUCAACUUACCAGGAGAAAAAUAUAAAAAUCUCGUUUGACCCACUCAUAACAAAAACAUGUUACUUCUUUCCCUGAAAUAUUUAAAAAAUAUUCAGCUUAUGAAUGAGAAACAAGGUAGAUUAAAAAACAAACAACUCUCAUCAUUAAGAAUUAGAAUUUAAUGCAAUUAAACCACUAUAAAGGAGAAAAUAAUUUAAAAUUUCUUAAAAUGGAUUAUUUAAAGAAAGACUGUGCGUUACUAUUUCCAGGCUUUGCAUUUUCAUUUAGCUUACAUUUAAUUUCGCACCAAUCGCUUGUCAGUUUUCCAUUAUUUUUUUUUUAUUCAGGUCAAAUGUACAAAACAUUAUGUAAAAAAAAAUACGGGUUCUAUAAAUGCACUUAUUUUUUCUCCCCUUGGGUUGAAACAUAGAAAAUGAGAAGAUUUACUCUGUUUUUUUAACACCUAGACCUGGUUCCUGGUCUGUUAUGUGCAGCAUGUGCUAAUACUCUGCAGUUCCAGGUAUAUGGGCCGAUAAUUGGCUCGGCCCUAUUAAAAUUGGGACCAUUAAAAUAUCAACAUGGGACUUUUAAUUCAUUAUUAUCAUUGGUGGUCCUUGUUGAUUUGAACCUUCUUGUUGAACAUUUGUAUCAUCAGAGGACUUGAAUACAACCAAAAAAUCCUUUGCCUUUGCCAAGAAACAUAAUAUGCCAUUCUACUAUGUGUCAGCUGCUGAUGGGACUAAUGUUGUCAGGGUAAGUAGCUCUCAAAAGGGAGGUUACCACAAAUCACAUUUUACAUCUUUUCCUUAAACCAGUGGUUCUCAACCUUUGUAAUGCCGCGACCCUUUAACACAGUGCCUCAUGUUGUGGCGACCCCUAACCACAAAAUUUUUAUCGUUGCUGCUUCAUAACUGUUUUGUAUAUGUGUUUUCCGAUGGUCUUAGGCGACCCCUCUGAAAGGGUCAUUCGACCCCCAAAGGGGUCGCGAUCCAUAGGUUGAGAACCACUGCCUUAAACUUAUUUCUAUAGUGUGAAUAUAUGGCCUUGUUUAGUGGUGGCCUUUCUGUGGUGCAACUAAAUCUUGUAAUAAAUGACCUAGUUUGGUUGUGACUUACUGUGGUGCAGCUGAAUUAGAAUCGUGCCCCAUUCAACAAUAAUAUUUAAAAUUUUAAUCAUUACUGGUUUCAAUAUAGAGAUUAUGCUCCACCUGAAAAAAAUUGCCAUGACUAUGGCUGACCAAGUUUGAUCUCUUAACAUUUGGUUAUAGUCUGUAAAACUUUGUGAUAGUUAUUAUUCCAUGAAGAUUAUUAAGUAUUACUACCAUAUUGUUCAAGUUUAACUUUCAUAAUGCUCUCCUUAUUUUAAUUGUUUGUGAUUAAAUAUUCCAGGAUUAAAUCAAGAAUAAUUUAGUAAUCAUUAUUACACAGCUGGAAUCAAGGUUUGAAUUAAAUCACGUCUUGUUCAUCAAAGUACAUCUUAUAUUCUAGAAUCCUCUCUCUGUUAACGUGGUUUAAUAUCUGAUGCAGACACCUAUAGGAAUUGAAUAAGUUGGUAUUGAUAUCAAUUUCAAGUAACCUGAACAUCCUCACCUAUAGCAAAAAUUUCAAAUGGAAUGUCUUGAUUGUUCUCAUCUAUGGAUCAGAGUGCAUUAAAACCAUUAAUGUGUCAGCAGGCCUGAGGAGAUGGGGGUGCAGCCGGUACAUUGUUCCAGGCCUGUGAAGCUCAAAGGGGGCACAUGAUGGGGAAUUUUAAAAAAUUAUUUCCAUAUCCAAAGUUUUUAAAAGAAAAACAAUAUUGGAUAUAUACUUCAUACUCUAUACUUUGUGUGUAUAGUUAAAACCCCCUUGCAGCCUUCUUUGACAUUAAUAGCCUUGUUUUUACUGGAAUUCCUACAACAUUUCCUGAACAUAUAGAUAAUCAGGUUUUUUCCUGAAAGUAUUUUAACAUUUCGAAGUUAAAAUAGUGAAAAAACAUGACAGAGAUUGGUUUGCCGGGAGUUGUAGCAAUAACUCAUCCUCUAAAUCUAUGCUUGCAUCAACAGAAGGGUGGUCAGCAGCUAAAAAGUGGUGAAAAUUAUGUAAUCGCAUCCCAGAAAUUGAGAGAAGCAAUCUUAUAGGCAGUGCUAUCUGGCUUUGCGAUAAUUAGAAAGACACCUGUCAUCUGGCAAAGACAUUUACAGUCUUUUGGAGGCAUCAAUUGAAACAGAAUCUGUUAAGUGGUACCGGUACAACAUAAUGAAACAAAUCAUUGAUGUUGUACUAUUCCUAGAUGAAGGAGGAUUGCUUUGCAUGACAGUUCUCAGCGAAUUGAUAAAAAAGACAAUGGUAAUUUCUGGGAGUCGUAGAAUUGUUGUCUCAGUGGAAUCCAAUUCUAAAAAUACAUGCCUCACAAGAAAAGGAAAAACAACUUUACAUUAUCUCAAAGCUGAUUCUCAAACAAGUUAAUUGCUAAUGUUCCUCACUUGUAAGUCAACACAUGUUGGAGGACACGAAAGCAGCAAAGUAUGAUGCUGUUUUUGUUGACUAAACAUCAGACUCAUCCCAUGUUGAAAAAACAAAAUUUCUUAAGCACUGUGUAAUAUUAUAUAAAAGUUUUAAAAGCCACUAUGAAAUUUUAGAAAGAUUUUUACAGUUUGUGGACAUGAGCCAUAAAACAGGAUAUGACAUAGCACAGAUGAUAAUAGAAACAUUGAAAGAACCCAAUAUUCCACUGUUGGAUUGUCCUACACAGGGAUAUGACAAUGUGGCCAAAAUAUAAAGUUACACAACCAAGAAUAUAUGAGCAAUGUGAAACAGCUUUACUUUGACCAUUUGGAUGGCACACAAUUAAUUUGUGUGGAAAUGAUGCAGCAGAAGGCAGAAAGCCACAACUUUGGAACUGUACAAGCUGUUGACAUCUUGUUUAGUUCUAGUCCACAGCGAUGGGAAAUCUUGCUGAAGUGUAUUGGCUGUUCUCUUCACGGCAUGUCUAACACCAUGGUCAAACCAUGUUGAAAAUAUAAAGCCAUUUAUAGCUCACCUGCCAGGCAUCAAAUAAAUUAGCAUUAGAAAACCUCUUGAAGUUGAACCUAACUGCCAAAACAAUAGCAGAGAUAAAUGCAGCUUUGUUGUAUAUCACAUUCUUCAUUAGUGUGAUAAUUUCUGUUGUAUGGUACAAGUAUUAGUUCCAGUUGAUGUCUGUAACAAAGUUAUUCAGUCCAAAAAUGCAACGCUGGAUGUCAAAGUGUCCAACUUAAAAAGCUUGAUUUCAGAAGUGACAAAUCUUCGAAACAACUGGCAAAGUAUGUGGAGUGAAGCGAAGCAUGUUGCUUCUAAUUCGACACAUAGAAGUGGCACUUUCUUGAACUUGGGGUGAAGCAAAAGAAAGAAGUUCGAUGAUGAAGGUGCUACAGAAUAAGCAGAUUUGUUUAAACAAGAUGAAAUGAUGAAUCUCUUGAGGAAUCUUAUUUCAGAAAUUCUGUCUAUGUAAUAUUGGAUAUUAUUGGUGGAGUCACUGUUCGUUUCAAUUCCGCAAUGAACAUUUCUGAGAAGUUCAGCUUUCUCUGGAAGUACCUAUCAAUUCCUCAAGAUGAACUGAAAGAAAAGACAAAAUUACUGGCAGACAAAAAUUCUGCUGAUAUCAGUGAGGAUCUUGUAAUGGAGAUAAGUCAUUUGUAAUUUGUUCAUCAAGCAAAUUUUAGAGAACACCAACUGAGUCCAUUGGAGCUAUUGAAUAGCUAGAAAGGAUACAAGCUGGAAGGACUCUUUCCAAAUAAAUUCUCCUACCUCCGUAGUCUGUUAAUAACUCCUCCCACUGUCAAAGUGCUCAUUCAGCAAAGUAAAGCUGAUAAAAAUUGCCUAAGGUGGUACUGGUACAUUUAGGGAGUCUCAGUAUUGAGUCUGAUCUUGCAAAAUAGAUUGAUUGAAUGAUGUGAUUUGCAAUUUUGCAAGGAAAAGGGCAAGGAAAUUACCUUUGUUUAGCAGAAUAUAAAUGCCAUUACAUCCCAACUAUAAUAAAUUGUAUGACAUUGUAAUCAAUCUAGUUGAAAAUUCAUGACUCAUGCAUACUGUUUCAUUAUAUUUUAUAAACUAAUGUGUAUUGUUUUUAUUAUCUUUUACAUAAGCAUUUGUCCUCUUUUUAAUAUAUUUUGAAGCAUGCUUGAAAUUAAUUAAUAUAUUAUUACAUAAUUGAUUUAUGCAUCCAUGUUAAGUUGAGGGGCCCAUUUUGAGUCUUGUUCCAGUACUUAAUAAUCCUGUCAGUGGCCUUACAUAUCAGAACUGAAGUUGCAACUUUUUCAGACCAAAUGCCUACAUGGGAUUUAUAUAAUCUUUUGGCCAAAGACGAUCUCCAAUGAAGUACAGUGACUCUGAGUUAGUGACAACUAAUGAAUGCAGUGCGGGAGGUGGCUUGAUCAUUGUAAUAAAAUGCCACCAAACUGAUUUCCCAGGAUAGCAUUAAUAUGAAUAUUUAAGGGAAACUGCAAAACCAAAGACCCAAAGAAACCUGUAGCAGCAUGAUAGUGGAAUAGAAGACAGCCUUGAUAGAAGUAGCCAUUAGACUGAAAAGGUUUUCCCUGGCCCUUGUGUCAAGCACACAGGUGGCACACAAACACUGAAUGAAUAAAUGAACCUAUUAAUGUGUUUCUCUACAUCAAUAUUAUCCAUUCACAGUUAUUUAAAGAUUCUAUCAGAGCAGCAUUGGCCUACAAGCAUAAUUCCACAGACUUUAUGGAUGAGAUUAUGAAAGAGCUUGAGGUAUGUGAUAUUUAUAUUGGGUAAUAAGGGGAGAGACUGCAAUCAGGUUAGUACAAAUAAAAUGAGUAAAACAGAGUAUGGUUAAACCUGAAAAAUUAAACGCAACAAAACAGCGAACGUGUCGGCAGAAAGCCUUCGUCAGCGAACAAAACAACAGAAAAAACGUUAUAAAAAUAAGAAAUAGCACUUAGCUGGUAAGUAGUAUCUACUUCUAUUGCUGCCCACAGAUACUACUUACCAGCUAAGUGCUAUUUCUUAUUUUUAUACCGUUUUUUCUGUUGUUUUGUUCGCUGACGAAGGCUUUCUGCCGACACGUUCGCUGUUUUGUUGCGUUUAAUUUUUCAGGUUUAACCAUACUCUGUUUUACUCAUUUUAUUUGAUAUUUAUAUUGCAAUUUUAUGUUAGUAGGAUUGUACCAAAAGAAAAUAACAGAUGAAUUAUAUCAGCCUUAUUAUUUAUAUUAAGAAAUCAACUAUGGUUCAAUAAAGAAAACAGAUCAAACAGUAGCAGGAAGAAAAGUUUAUAGAAUUAUAGUAAUAAAAAUUCACCUAUUGAUUUCACGCAUUGUUUUGUUCUUCAGAACUUUGAGUUGGAUCCAAUCCCAAGUAAAGCAAAAGACAAGAACUCUCAAGACACGGAAGAGGAUAAGAAAAUUGUCACCAUAGAAAACAGCUGAUAAUUGCUGUGAAUAGUUGCUGGGGUAAUAGUUACUAUAGGGAUUUCUGUCAGUCAGCUGCUGGCUAGCACUAAUUAAAUAUGAAUUUAUUCACCGUCCCUACUUAUUUCUGAAGAUUCUUUUGAUUUAGUGUUAUUCAUUUUGAGGUCAACAGCAUGAUUGACUGUUCUUCCUUACAGAAGAUUAGGAAAGUACAACUGCUUUAUUUCUUACAAUUUUCCGUGGAGUCAAGCCUUGUACAGAUAUUUGUCUCAUUGUUUUUUUUUGUAUCUAAUAUGAACUACAUUUACAUAGAGGUUGUGUAUGAACUAACAGAUUAAUGUAAUGAGAUUUUGUUUAAAUGGCUGUGGUUAAUACAUCACAAUUUUGGAAAAAAAAUGCUUUAAAAAAAACUCAGUACAUUGAUUUUUUUACCAAAGACACAUAAAAUGAUCAGUUAUGUUAAACUUGCACAAAGAUUUAGUAUGGCUAUAACAGCCCAUUUUCAUCUAUACUAUUGUUUUUAUACUCAAUUUGAAAAGCAUUAUCAGCAAUUAUGUUUAUUUUGCUAGUCAUUACAAUGUCAGAUAAAGCUACAGGAUAUUAUAAACCCAAUUGACCUAUGCAUAACGUAUUGUGUCGCAAAGAAUUUUGAUUUACCUAAUGGUUAUUUGAAUCAUAAACAGAUUAUUUUGUAAGCAUGUGUAGUUUUUCUAAAGAAAUAUUUGACAAAUAAGAAAAUGUUUUACACUACAGGUUGUAUGAUAUUUCAAAUUUGAAUGUGUGUAAUUAUGUCAGCAUUUUUCAAACUUUUAUCUUGUAGUUGAAGCAGUCUGAAGCAAAUAGUUAAAAUUGAUUGGCACACCAUUGUAGUAUCAAGAAAUAAUUAACUAUCUGUGAAAAGCAGUUCCCAAGCCACUUUGUAUUAUUAAAUUAGAUGAAUUAUAUUUAAGGUACCAUAUUACUUUGAACGACCCCACAUUGACUUGUGAAAUUCCCCCAAAAUACUUCUUUUUACAUCAAUUUGAAUUAAAAUCUGGCAACACAACUGUCAGCCUUCUGCUACACAAUAUGUUUUCACUAAGAAACAUCAAAGUAUAAUUACAUAAUCAAAUGUUUUUCUUUUUUAAUAUAAUACUUAAAAUAUAUAAGUAUAAGGAGUCUGAAAAUGUGGUACUUUUAAAUUUUAAUUAAAAAUCAUGAUCAUUGGUAAAAAAUUAAAACUCAUUUUUUUGGUAGUUGAUAUAUUUUUAUAUUCUGCAUUUCAUUUUGUACAAGCAACUUUUACUUUACUAGUUAUUUUUAAAAAAACAACAAUUUAUUCUGACUUGAUAUAAAUAUUUACUUUUUACUUCUGUACCUUAGCUUUAGCUAAUGCAUCAAAGAGACUGUGAUACUUUGAGAUAAUUUAUUUUGUCGUGGUUCAUUAGUGAGUAGUUCUAACAUCUGAUUUACGUGUUUUAGAAAUUUAUGUGUUAAAAUAACUUUUUAGUCAUUUUUAUUUAAACAUGAAGGUAUCAUUUCAAAUUUACUGUAGCAGAAAUAUCAUUUAUUCUUUUUCAAAUUUCCAGUAAUAUUUUACUGCAUUGAAAAUUGUGUGACUUUCAUGUACAUAGCCAAACUAAAAAUUAACAAUCAUUUUAUAUUUACAAGUUAUUUCUUCCACAUGGUAAUAUGUUGAAAAAGUGGCAGACAAAUUUAAUUUCUUUAUAUUUAAUUACCAUUUUUUAAAUAACUUUAAUAAAGUUUUUCAGGAGCUGUUUACCUAAUGAUUGUCAGAUUUUUAAAAAAGUAGAGCAAAUUUAGUGUUUGAUUUAAAGGGUGUCCAGUGCCAUCAGGCAUAAUAAGUUUGUGUAAGUGAAUUUUAAAAAUGUUGUUUGACACAUUUUUAAAACAUUGUCACCCACCCUCUAUGAAAUUUGGCAAGAUGAUUUGAAAGCUCGAAUAACGAUUGCUACUCUCUUACCAUCUCGUUUUCAUUCUUAGUAUAGGGCUAGUCUUACUGUAUGGUCCUGAGUAAGAGAUUCAUUUCUCUCUCUUAACACAGAUGCACUUUAGUUUGUCUCAUUGUUAUUGCGAUGAGCUAAAUGUCAUUUCAUUCAAAGUUUGCAUGUACCACAUUGACGAUGGGAUGUUUGCAUUUGAAUGAAAAAGGAUUUGACAUGUGAAGUAUGUGUAUUCUACAUAUCUGUCAGUUAAGAUUUAUGUAUAUGGUGCAUGAGGACAAAAUAAACUUUUGCGUAAUAUUAAUCUCUUGAAUCGAGUCCUUUGUUCUGAUUGAUAUCAAUAUUUUAGGCAAGCAAAAUAAAUCAAAGCUGCAUUUUUCUGGAGAAACUUUUUCUUAACUCUGUGUUCCCAAACUAUUUUGCAAUGAGUCACACUCUUUAAUAAAAAUUGUUUUAAAAUUACAUGGAUUCAAUAUCUUCAAUUUUUUAAUUAACUCUCUGCAUUGCUUUUUUAUAGUGCAAGAGGAAUUGUCGCCACCAAGUCAUUUCAAAG